This is a messenger RNA of Mercenaria mercenaria, 3849 nucleotides long. RefSeq names its product regulator of G-protein signaling 17-like. The coding region runs from base 1 to 633 and encodes 210 amino acids. The record is from RefSeq and is a predicted model, not a curated record. The transcript is spliced from 7 exons. Lineage: Eukaryota; Metazoa; Mollusca; Bivalvia; Venerida; Veneridae.
AUGGAAAGGAUUUUAACAGUGAGAAAUAACACAAAUAAGCCGGACAGACCUGGGCCAAAAAAUGCGGAACCAGUCAACGAAGAACCUCUUACUAUAGAAGAAAUACGAAGUUGGGCGGAAUCCUUCGACAAACUUAUGAAAAAAGCAAAAACUCUGAAGAGUGGUUGGUUUUAUCAAAAACAGAGUAUUUUUGCAAGACUUACGGAAUUAAAGCUGUCAGUUGUGCAAUGUCCAAUAUUCUUGCCAGCGGGGAAAGUAUACAUUUGUCCGAGAACGCGCCACAUAAAAUCAACAGCGGGUAGAAAAGUUUUCCGCGAGUUCUUACGAUCAGAAUACAGCGAAGAAAAUAUGUUGUUUUGGCUAGCAUGCGAAGAACUGAAACAGGAACAGAGCUCUGAAGGCGUCGAGGAGAAAGCUAGAUUAAUUUACGAAGAUUAUAUAUCUAUAUUAUCGCCCAAAGAGGUUAGUUUAGACUCAAGGGUUAGGGAAGUAAUUAAUCGGAAUAUGGUAGACCCGACUCCGCACACCUUUGACGAGGCACAAUUACAAAUAUAUACCUUAAUGCAUCGAGAUUCUUACCCGAGAUUCCUUAAUUCUCAAAUAUAUAAGAAACUUAUACAGCAGUACUCAUGAAGUAGGAUUUCUAUAGAUUUAUUGUUUGUUUGUGAUCGCCGAGUGGGUGCCAGUGAAAUUGAAAGUUGGAAGUUGCAGCAUUGAAUGCUUAAAAGAUUGCUAGCUGGGAUCAUGAGCUGUUUUAUUAUUUAUUCGAGGAAAAUGCCAAUGUGCGUUUGGCGUCCCCCGUUCUACCGGCGGCAACAGGUUUCUAAAGUUGAAGCGAAAACGGACGCUCACGAGCUACACUCACUACAAUAAUUUGUUUUUAUACACGAUUGUCGUUUACAUGACGAAGGAGACGUUGAACCUAGGUGUUUGAACGUAUAACGGAUACGUGUAUUAGUAUUUAACACUAAUCUCAUUGAUGUUAUGCUUUAUGCUAUAAAAAUUCCAGACGUCUUUGUUCGGCAACGGACGGCCAAAUUUUGAACUGUUGUGUUAUAAUAUGUUCCUUUUCCAAAUAAGGACAUUGCAUUACUGUGAAAUUUUACUUGCAGAUGUGUUGUUUUAUGUACAUCUAUUGUAUGUAUGUUUCUUACAUAACAGCCAUUCGUUACUUAUAUGACGAAAUUUUUAUAGUUUAAUAUUUUAUGAAUACGUUUAUGCUAAAAUACCCAUGAUAACGCUUUCAUAUUACAAGAGUGGGAGUAGAAAUACCCAUGAUAACGCUUUCAUAUUACAAGAGUGAGGGUAGAAAUACCGAUGAUAACGCUUUCAUAUUACAAGAGUGAGGGUAGAAAUACCCAUGAUAACGCUUUCAUAUUACAAGAGUGAGAGUAGAAUUCUGUCAUUAAUUUUAGAUUAAGAAUAAUGUACAUUAAUAAAUAAGCAUUUCAGAAAGUACUGUACACAACAUGUCUAGCAUAACUUUGUUUCAUUAAUUGAUUUAAUUAGGUAAAGAGUUGUUGUUGUUUUUGUUAACUCUUUUCCUCGGGGAGGGGUUAAAUAAUGAUACUAUUUUUGAAAGACUUGAAGCUCAAUAUCAAAUUAUCUCGAAUUCACCAGACGAAGUCUUCUUAUUGAAAAAAGAAGCAUAUGUUCACGUUUACUUUUACAAAAUGACAAAGCUUGAAUAUACUUGACAAGUUAACAAACGCCUUUCAAUGUAUAUAUUGAUUCAAUACGCUAAACUUAAUGUGCAUAUGAGACCAUUAUCACAUAUGGACCCCCUUUUUAAUCAGUCCUGCUUAUUAUCGCCUAUAUUUUAUACUAAUGGCGUCUAUACUAAAAGCCUUAGUCCAUUUUACCCACCUGAUGAUAUUAUGCUACGAACCUUAGACCGAAACUGUUCUUAUUCUCGCCAGACAGGCUUUACGCAGGACCAGAGAUAUACGUCUUCCGUCUUUGAGUCCAUUCUAAAUUGAACAAAUUAUGAUCAUAAGGUAAAUGUGAAUAUAAUUUCGUCACAAAAUGUGUGUUAUGUUAUUCCAGUUUGUCCCACUUUUUCUACAUAUCCUCCGUGUACGUCUUGUGCGUCCAAUUCUGUGUUUGUAUUAUAAUUAUAAAGAAUGAUUGCAACUCCUGACAGCUUUAAUACAUUGUAGAAGUACAAGAACACUCGGACAGUAUGAAACACAUUUAAGUUUUAUCUUGGGGAGCACAAAAUAGCACAUAUAAAAAUACCUGAUAUUCAAAAAAGUUUGUAUAUUUUUAAUUGUGGCGUCUUUGGGAAAUUACGGGAAUUAAGUGAAUAUAUUGAGUUACCUUCCAAUUAUAAUAUACAUUUAAAUACCAGAAAGUUCUGUUACUAUGGGUUGCAUGUUCUCAAUAUUUAAAAUGCCACUGUACACAUGUUUAGAUUGUUUCUAUCGUCUGUUGCUUGGUUGCGCGGUCAGUACAACACUAAUUCUAUAGAAAAAUAUGCAAAAACAGUCGAUCAGAAUUUAUAGUUAAAACGAAGAUAAGAAGUAAGAUUUCUUAAAAUAUUCUAUAUACAAUUUCUAAAAUAUUUUUAAAUUUAAUACUUGCAUUUGGAGACUGAAUAUCGAAGGUGUAUUGUACAUAAGAUACAUAAGGACUUAGAUCUACUGGCAGUUAUGCUCGAGUGUUAGACACAAUUGGACUGGUAAAAAGCUUUUAAAUUAAACAACGUAAUUUCUAUGUCUAGUGACAUGUAGAGUACGAGCUAUAUAUGUACAACGCUGAAUAAAUUUAUAUUUCCUACUGAAAACUGUUGAUAAGUUAACAUUUUGUCUAUAAAAACGGUGUAACUUCUGCUUCUAGCGUUUUGAGGAAUUAAUUUUGGCGAGACAUCUUUCAUCCAUGACAUUAAGUUUGACUUGACACUUACGCGCAGAUUUUGUAACAUUUAGUGAAGAAAUACGUGCAUGGAAGAUAGCAUAUACAUACCAUAUUCUCAUGAAAAACGUGUUUAUUAGAUCGGGGUUUUUUGGUAAAAAUUUUAUCCGUCUCGAAUUACCUUGACUAUACCAUUUUAAUUUUAUACUACAAAAGACAUUACUUAAUAGUUAUGUGAAAUAUUCAUAAUCCGAAACGGUUUGCUGUUUAGAAGGAGUAGAAAAGAUGUAGAAACGAUUUCUGUAAUAAUUCUGUAAGAUGUGCUCUUUCGAGUCAUAUUCACAAGAGACACAUAUUGUAGUUUAUAUAUAUCAUGUUUAAACGAAAACGCUGUAUUGCGAUUUCAUGCUGUCACUUAUUUUGUAAUACCAAAUUUCAUUUGUAAUACCAAAAUAUUGAUAAGAAUGAUCUGAGAACGACUAUAUUAUGCUGUAUAAAAUGCAACGAGUUCGAACCCUACACGAGUAACCAUGUGUAUUUUAAAGGGACCAACUAUGAUUGUUUUGACCUUUAAGAAAUAUUACUGUAUUGUGCAUUUAGGUUUUGCUAGAGUUUUAUCUUCAUUUUGUUUUAUGUUAAUUUAAGUUACAGACGUCUGUGUUCUUUUGAUAAUGGGGCCAUUUUGUAUUACUUUAACUAUAUUUCAUUCUUCUGUAUGUGCAUUUUGCCGGGCGACUUUAUCAUUUAUAAUCAUAGUGGGAUAUUCCGAAUUUUAAGUUAUUUUUCACAGAAAUGAUACGGUUGCGUCUUCAAAUAACGAGAAUGGAGAAUCUGCAUAAGUGUAUAUCCGUGUGAUAUGUAAAACUGUCACUGUAGUAAGUCGUGCUUAACAAUAUGUUCAUAUAAUUUAUUUGAUUUACAACAUUUGAAUAAGUCUUAAGUUAUUUUAGCUUAUUACUAUCAAACUUUAUUUGUGUAUAAAGUUUUUGAAAUAUG